AUGGCGGCUGCAGGCAGCGAGUCCCAGCAGGCGGCGCUCGUCCUCGACUUUGACUCGACACUGUCAACCCCGACAUGGCUGUCGCGCGCGCAGCAAUGGGCGGUGGCCGACAACUUGCCGCUCUUCGAGUCUAUGGACGAGGCCGAGAUUAUCGCCAACCUCGGUGGCGCGGCGCGGCUGGCGACGCUCCACACGCUGCUUGGCGCGCUGGAGGCGAGCGGUGUCGUGCUGCACAUUGUCUCGAUCGGCCGGAAAGCGGCCAUCGUCCCGCACCUUCGCGCGGCGCGGCUGCUGCCGUACUUUGGGGAGCGCGACUGCGAGGAGCUGCGCUCGCUCGGCUUCGUCAAGGGCCGGCUCAUCAAGCGGAUCAUGCACGCGCGCGGCUGGGCGCACGCCGAGGUCCUCUUCGUCGACGACUCGCAGGAGCACCUUGACGCGGCGGCAGAGGCACGCAAAUGCAGCGGCAGGCUUGCGUCCGCACGGCAAUCAGCGCAGCAUUGCGGCGAAGUAGGUGUGCCGCACGAUGAUGGUCACGAGUAA
Messenger RNA from Emiliania huxleyi CCMP1516, 540 nucleotides. RefSeq lists its product as hypothetical. The record is from RefSeq and is a predicted model, not a curated record. Lineage: Eukaryota; Haptophyta; Isochrysidales; Noelaerhabdaceae. The transcript is spliced from 4 exons. Bases 1 to 540 code for a protein of 179 amino acids.